Molecule: messenger RNA, 3632 nt
Organism: Podarcis raffonei (Aeolian wall lizard)
Lineage: Eukaryota; Metazoa; Chordata; Lepidosauria; Squamata; Lacertidae
Gene: EFCAB11
Product: EF-hand calcium binding domain 11
Exons: 7
Coding region: 106-555 (149 amino acids)
Molecular function (GO): calcium ion binding
Source: RefSeq, a predicted model, not a curated record
UUCCCGCCUCGCGCUUCCAGCCAAUGAGGGGCGGCGUUGUGGUUGCUAAGGAGAGCGGUUGGGUUGCCAUGGGAAGCUUGGCGGCGGUUUGAGGCAGCGUCUGCGAUGUGCGCAUGGCGUGAAGAGGCAGAGAGCGGAUUAAGUGGCGAGGAGAGUCGCAGGAAGCGGUGGGUUAAAGCAUUUGAGGCAUGUGAUGAAGACCACAAAGGAUAUUUAAACAGAGAGGACUACAAGGUGGCUGUAGUGAUGCUGUUUGGCUAUAAGCCCUCAAAGGAAAUGGCAGUGAAUGUUGGCCUUACCUCCAUUGUGGAAGUGGAUUCAGUCAUGGCUUCUGUGAAGCAAAAUCAAUCUGGUGUAUCACUUGAAGAAUUUCUAAAUCUUAUGAGUACAAAGAAGGCUGCACAUUUUUACCAAAGCGAAGUAAGGCAGCUAUUCACUGCUUUUGACAGGCAAUGUAGAGGAUAUUUGUCUUUAGAAGAUUUCAGAAAAGCUUUCAGUGUUGUGGCCCCAAAGCUGCCAGAGAGGACUGUAGUUGAAGCAUUCAGAAUAUUCUGAAGAGGACACAUGCCAUCAAAGUUUUACCAGUUUGUACACUAAAUCUUUAUAAUGCGGAGCACCAAAAUAAACAUGCAUUAAUAGAUCAGUUGAACCAUUUGGUGGUGCUAAAUAGCCUUUUCUAGGCAAGUAAUAAAAGACAAACUAUAAUAUAUGCAUUUGAUAUUGUUUAAUGGAAAUCAGAAUUGUCUUCCAUCUUGCACAGUAUGGUUUUUCAAUGUAACUUUUCAAGAUGUUCAUAUUAACCAAUGUUGUUGAAAUCUGUGUAAUAUAUUCAAUUUAUUAUGGUCAACAUACUAGAAAUAAUAAAAAUAAAACUGUACAGUGCAUCAUUAUUUUAAGUACAGAGUAAUAUAUAAAACAAGAUAUAAAAAAUGACUUUGGCUCAGGGAUGCUUAUAUAGAAGAUAACAUAUGAGUUAAGUAGCUCUCCCUCCCCAGUGAUCAUUCCGACUUGAGAUAGGUAAAAUCUGUUAUACACAUGUAACCGUUUGUCAUAGGUGAGUUUGAGGUUACUGUUAAGCUCAUUAUUUGAUCUAGUGUCUAGACUGUAGAAAAUACAUUAUUAUUAUAGCAGUGAAUACAUAUCAGUUUCCUUUUAUGCUGUCUGUUAUCUUAAGUCUGAAACGCACAUCAGGCACUUCAUGUGGGCUAAAUCUGCAAAAGUGUUACGUUGAACUGAUAUUAAUUUCCCUCCCUCUUGUUCCUGAAUUCCAACAGUCAGCCAAGCCUAGCAAACAUACUAGGGCUGGAUCUAGACACAUCAAAGAAACAAUUCAGUUAAACGCAUUGUAAACUUCAUAUAGGGAAAUCCUGUUGGCGAAAAAUGGGACUCCACAGUGCCAUCUGGUGUCACAGUGUUAUAAUGUCUAUAAAGCAGUUUAUCUUUACGCUGCAUAGUAUUGGAGCUAUACAAGUACUGGCAGUGCUACUCUUGUCCUGCCUGGAGCCUCUUUGCCUAGGGUAGGUGCAUGGCUACCAUGUCAAUAUUAAGUGUUCCUGGUAUUUUGCUGGCUACUUCAGCUUUCUGGGGUGGUGGACAGAAAGGGAAGGGAAAGCAAUUUGUUGGUUGCUAAUGUAUAGACUAACUUGAUGCCUUAAUAACAUGGAACAAGUGGCAGUUUUUGUUUGGUAGCAUAGACUUCAACACUUUCCUUUUGUUAGCUCAGGUUUAAAUUGAUGUAGCAGGUCAGAAAAAAUGAUAUGGCAAUAAAUCACUGUAUUUCAGCAAAAUGUAUUGUGUUUAUGCUAUAAUUCAAAAUGGGCAUCUCCUCUACAAGUUGUCAUUCAGAGACCAGUUAACAGAAAGGCUUGCAUAUUUUGUUGUGAAGUGCUCGUUUUAUAAGUGUGAACCCAUAAAAAUAAAAAUGGAAAGGAUGAGAAGAAGCACAGGCCAAAAAGGGAGGAAAGUUUCACACCUUCUAUUACCCUAUCAACCUGGGAAAGGAGUCCAUCUAGGACAGUGGUGGCGAACCUAUGGCAUGUGUGCCAGAGGCAGCACUCUCUGUGGCCACGUGCGCAGCCGCCAAAGCACGGCCGUUGCUGGGUUUUGGCAAAGUGGGCGGCUGCACCCCCCAUGCUGUUGCGUGUGGGAAACGCUCCAUAGAGUGUGUGCCUCCUGCAGCAGCGUCAAGGGGAGUUGUGUGCCUGCCAACCAGCUAGCACGGAAGGGGGGGAGGGGAGCGGGAAAACAACAGGUGUUUGGGUGAAAGAGAGAGAGAGCAUGCACAGGAAGGGACACGUGUGCAACUUGCUCACCACACUUCCUGUCCCGGGCUGGGAGGGAGGAGCGGCGCCCCUGGUCUAGGUGGAUGCCGCUCUCCGCCUCCUCGGGGCUCCUGAAAGACAUGGGCAGGAAAUUCUCUGCAGCGAUAGUGCGUGUGAUUGGUGGCUGUGACAAGGGCUGUUUUCAAUUUGUUGUCGUUGCGGUGGAGACGAUUGGUGUAAGCCGGUAAUGCUGGUGAGCUGUUUUCUGCAAUCCCUCCCCCAAAAGCUCAACAAAUCUUGAUAAUACAACCCCCCCCCAAAAAAAAACCCUGAACAACUCUGGACAAUCCCUCCCCAAGCUCUUAGUGGCUCUUAGUACAGCCCUCUAGUGAACCUUCUGGGAAAAGUGUAUUUCCAAGAUUUGAUGGCUCAUAACUACUUUUUUUGAAGUAAUACCAGUGCUUUUUUUCUGUGGGGACGCAGGGGGACGCAUACCCCUAAACAUUUUGUGAAUUUAAUGGGAGGGGAAAAAUCCCUGUAUUCAUUUCCCCCAAUUAUAACUAUUUCCCCUGAUGGUGAUUUUCUUGAGUCAAAAUGAGAGUAUCACUAAACAUUUUUUAAGGAAAAAAAGUACUGAAUUUUACCAUAAAAUUAUAUAUCAAUGGAAAGGGUUACAUUAACCCUAACAUAUGAGGGUUUUUUCCUAAACUAAAACAUCAGAAUUCAGGUUAAUUUGCCUUGUUGGCACUUUGUGAUAAAUAAGUGGGUUUUGGGUUGCAGUUUGGGCACUCGGUCUCUAAAAGGUUUGCCACCACUGAUCUAGGAGAAGUAAAAUUCUGGUCCUAAAUCUUGGCUGCCUUUCAGCAUACCGGGUAUCUUCAGAAAAGAAGAGGCUAAGGAGUAAAGCCUACACAAACCGGAAGUGGAGUCCCUAAUGCUGUUGGAUGGAGUCUUGUAUGCCUCCUUCCGGCAACUCAUGCAUCUGAGCUGGUGACAAACAUAUUGCUCUGCCUUUCUUUGGACCACAUCAGCAAGACCAAGAGAGGGGUCUGUCCUAUUUUCUGGGCAGCCCAGGACUGCCAUACACAUUGCCCAGGUUUGCACCCGGGGAAGUCACUUUGGUGCUGCUAAGGCAGCAGUUUGACUUCGCACCCCCCCCCCCAGGUGCAUCCCAUUGUCUCUUGAGACAGACAGAUGCCAACAACAAGUCCUUGACUGUCGUUUUCCCAUUUCCUUCUCCAUUGAAUAUGCAUGCAUCCACUUUUCUAACAAGAGAAUAAAGUUUGCCUAUUGCUGUCAAAAAAAUACCACCCACAAGCAGUCUUUAAUUAAAGAAGUUAUUCAAACAUAAAGUUGUUAAUCAGGAAUAUU